UCCACUUUGCAAAUAUGUCAGUCGAGAGUCUGGAGAAACAACAUAUCGCCGAUGCGAUUAAGAAUACAGUUACCGACGAGGAUGUCAAUCUUGUGGCACAAAAAUAUACGAAUAACAAAACAGUUCAAGUAUUGAAGUAUGAUAUUGGUAAUUAUUCGGAAGGAUCAUUAGGAUUUUUAGGGUCUCAUAGAAAUUUGAAAGUAACAUUACAGAGAUCAGAUGCAUCGAAUCCAGAAACGGUAAGUUUCUUUGUGAAAUCAAUGCCAUACGAUUGCAAGGAACAAGCUGAUUUUCUAAGUAGCGAAGGUAUUUUUAUCAAAGAAUCGAAUUUCUUCAAUGCAAUUGUUCCUCUGCUAGAGAGAUAUUGUGAAAGCGAAAAAUGGCACGCAACGUGUUACUUGGCAAAAGACGACUCAAUGAUACUAGAAGAUUUAAGGUAUCAAGGAUACAAUGUACUAAGCAAGACAUUCGAUGACACAUUGGCAAUAAAAUCUGUACUUGCUUGUUUCGCUCGAUUUCACAGUUGUUCUAUUUUGGCUGAACAUUAUAUAAAUCGUAAUUCAAAGAAACAAACUACAUUGAACGAGCAAUACCCAGGAUAUUUUGACGAGAAAGUAUUCGUACAAACAUCAAAAAUCGUUCGAUGGAUCAAGUGUGGAGAAGAUCUAGCAUGUUUACUGGCAAAACAUUUGGGUUACAAUCCAAAUAACAUACGAAAGGCUUAUGACCAAGUUUAUAAAAUACUUGGUCCAUCAAAAACUCAUCGGAACGUCGUUUGCCAUGGCGAUCCAUGGUCCAAUAACAUCAUGUUUGCCGAUAAUUCGCCUUUGUACAAAUGCAUCCUCGUAGAUUUUCAAAUCGUUAGAUAUGGCCCACUCGUAAUGGAUAUUUUGCAAUUUUUACAUCUGAAAGCUACAAGAACUUAUCGUGAAAAACACGAGAAAGAUUUGUUAAAACUUUACUAUUCCAUAUUGAAAGAGACUAUUGAAAGAAAUGAUUCGACAAAAAGUGUCGGAAUACCGACAUUGGAAGAAAUUUUAAUAGCGAUGGAUGAUAUGAGAUUACUUGGUCUUGUUACAGCCGUUCAGUAUUUUCCAAUUUCUAUGCUAGAUGCCAAAGUAGCUGCUGACUGUACCAAAGAUUCCGAUUCUUAUAAUCACUUCCUAUUUGUAGAUCGAAUUACAACGACGUUAGCCCACAUGAAAGUUAAUAAUUUUUACAAAAAGAGUAUUGAAGAGGCAGUCAUCGAGUUGGCCGAAAAAUGCGAGUCACUGUUCGAAUAAACUUUUAUAAAUUAAAAAUUAAAUUUAUUUGACGAUACUAGCGACUGAUAUAAAAAGUUCUAUUACAUGAUAAAAUUUCUUACUUAUAGAGAAAGCAUUUGAUUUCAACUAAAUUAAAUUUCUUUUUUGUACGUGAUGACUCCUCUCGCGUCGAGUCUUCCUCAAAUAAGUCCGCUUUUGGAUACAUUAUUAGUGAAGGAACUCGUAGAAGAUGGUUUCAAAUCCCCUAGAGAGUUUUCAGCGUCAGAAGCGAACCUUUGAAACGAGAACUUGGCUCUCUUCACAACGACUAAAUUACUCGAGGGAUUCUUACAGCUACUAUAUUCGAAUAACUAUCCUUUUUGAAUUUGCAAUUUGAGCGGUUCGAAAUUUAGCUAUAAAUUCUUCCAUUUUUAAUUUAUUAUUUAUUUAACUUAUAUUGAAGUUUAUAGUGGAUAUUGCUAAAAAAAUACGUGUUUUUAAUCUUCAAAUUAUUUUUUUCAUAAUUUUUGGGUGAAUUGAAAGAGCUACGUAAAUAUUUAGCAAUAACCAAAGCUGUGAUUCAGAAAAAUUUAACAAUAUACUUUAUUUUUUCACGCUCACGCUAUAUGCUUGGAAUACAAUUACGAUCGAUCAAAAACGUCCAUUUCAAUAGCCUGCGCACAAGCGAUAUCUUAGCAUUAUAUACACCCAUUGUGCAAAAGCCAGCAAGUACUUUAUUAUUAUUACUUUUCUUUGCAGCGGAAAACGUGGAUAUUAAGAGAAAUUGAGCGUGCACAAUUGAGAGUCAGAUUACUUACAAUGGUCUCUCGACAAUUUUCAGUUUCAACGUUAUUAUUACUAUUAUGCUUUGCGUGCUGUGCAUGUAUAUGCUAUAGGUUCUGUCGUUGCAUUUUCAUCAUUUGACUUUCGGAAUGUCUACUUUUGAUUGUUUCAUUUUCGAUUUUUCGCAUUGUUACAGGCGUGAAAAAGGUAUUUCAUACUUUAUUAAGACUUUCGAUCAGACAAUUUUAGUAUUUUUGCUUUUACGGGAUCAAAACCUCUUGCAUUCAUACGAAAUAUCAAUUUGUAAAUAAAGGAAGAGACAUCUCAUUUACCAAAUUAUUCU
Messenger RNA from Phymastichus coffea, 2370 nucleotides. RefSeq lists its product as uncharacterized. The record is from RefSeq and is a predicted model, not a curated record. The transcript has 3 exons. Lineage: Eukaryota; Metazoa; Arthropoda; Insecta; Hymenoptera; Eulophidae. The coding region runs from base 15 to 1283 and encodes 422 amino acids.